Molecule: messenger RNA, 1323 nt
Organism: Peronospora matthiolae
Lineage: Eukaryota; Oomycota; Peronosporomycetes; Peronosporales; Peronosporaceae
Source: the annotation of a GenBank genome assembly
AUGCUGUCAACACUUAAUAUAAGCGCGCUCAGCUUCUACCGUGCAGCUCCACAGCAACGCGUGAGUCUGGAAGACUUUGAGAAGUUGGGACAUGAACGCCUGGAGCUGUUGAGUCAGAUACAAACUCGACGGAGUUUGCAUUCACCAUAUCAAGCAGCAGAAUCUUUCGUUGACAUGGCAUUGCAACAACUUUCACCAGAUUCUAACGCCGAUCGACUGUCGCAUUACGUCUUGCGUCUCGCAUUUUGCCGAGUUUCAAGUAAUUGGGACUGGCUCGUGACUGCUGAAGUAAAGCUCUUGGCUGUCCGUCUCGAGGAUCUUCCACCGUAUGCAGCUGUCGCGCUGCUGCUAAGCGAAGGAAUCAAAUACGAGCUACUGAAUGCAGAUGAUCUGAAGCUCGACGUGACACAACACGGUUUUUACCGUGUCCCGUUCACCGAUGCACCUGCCUUGGUGCGGUCCCGUGACGUGGUUAUUGCUGACGGAUUCUGCUUUGUACCUCUCCGCAAGAUGAAAGCCGUAGCUUUACAUCGCUUCCGACGAUCAUUGCAGGACCAAAUGCGCGACUUACAGUGCACCAUACCCGCACAGAACCCAUCAGAACUGGAACGCUUGACACCGAUUCUCGAUGCGCUUGUCGCAAAGGCUCAUGCAUUAAACGGGUCUGCGAGUGCAGUAACAACGAAAUCGGGCACACAAAAGCUCGAAGCGGCGACAAUCGACCAGGCCGCUGACAAGCACUUUCCGUUAUGCAUGAAGCAGCUUCACCGCAAGCUCCGCGAGCAUCAUCAUUUGAAAUACGACGGACGUGUGCAGUACCGGAUGUUCCUCAAAGGCGCGGGAUUCUCGGUUCACGAGUGCAUUCAAUUUUUCCGAAGCGAAUUCGUCAAGAAGAUCGCAGCUGCCAAGUUUGACAAGGAGUAUGCGUACCACAUUCGCCACAGCUAUGGACUGGAAGGAGCUCGAAAAGAUUAUGCGCCUCUGGACUGCGAGCAAAUAAUUGCUGGCAAUGCACCGGGACACGGGCAAUAUCACGGCUGCCCAUUUAAACACUGGAGCCCGUCAGCAUUGCAGACUGAACUGCGUCGCCAGGGGCUUUCGCUCCACACUGCGAUGGAGAUCACGCAUCAAGCAUCCGCAGGUCAUUGUCAACGUGCAUGCCGAGCACUUUUUGAUGAGUUGCACCCGUCAAGUGGUCAGUAUACUACCAAGACUAUGCAAAAGGAUCAUCAUGGUCAAGACGCUAAUACCUCCAGGCUGAACAUCAUGCGGCAUCCGAACGAGUAUCUGGCCGCAAGCAUGGCUACAUAUGUCGGCAACUAG